AUGCCCGAUUGCCCGAACCAGGUAGUUUGUCCUUCAACAUCCCUCUCACUACAAAGCCUUUCUCCAAUCCAAAAAGUAUCAAAUCAUCCGAAAAAGCAGGCCUACCUCUCCAACAUGUUUCAUCGCUGCACAUGUUUUCUCUUGGCCCUUCUGGUCCUGGUUACAGUCGCCUUUGCUGUGAAUGACAAGCGCGUCGGGGAAGACAUCUCUAUUGAACAAGAUGGCGCGGAGGACAUGAAAGUUGCAGACCGAUCUCAUUUCAACUGUCCGGACUCUCCCAGAAGCAAGAAAGAAGCUCAAGAUCAAUGCCGUAAGUAUCCCGUUAACAUACGUUGCCGUGUCGCUUUUUACCGCGGAUGGUUGUGCAUCAGUCGUGAUCAUUGA
Chondrus crispus (carragheen) is the source of this 384-nucleotide messenger RNA. RefSeq lists its product as hypothetical. The record is from RefSeq and is a predicted model, not a curated record. The coding region runs from base 1 to 384 and encodes 127 amino acids. Lineage: Eukaryota; Rhodophyta; Florideophyceae; Gigartinales; Gigartinaceae. The transcript has a single exon.